AUGCAAUCACCUAGACCUCGAGAACAUUAUCAUAAGCACAAAGAAAGAAAACAAGAAGAUGAGAGUCCAACCACGACAACAGAAGAAGACAAAGAAGGAGAAGAAGAAGUCAAAAAACAAAUAGGUGAUAUAUUCGAGUCAACAACGCCUUUAACAACAGUUAAAAAUAAAAAACGUGUACAUUACCCUCAAAUUAACGGAGAACGGAGUGUGACGACGGAUAGUCUUCAGAAAAAUCACGAAACUUCUUCAGUUGAUCUGUAUUCCAAAACAAUAAACGGCCGUUCGAAAAAGCCGACAACCGGUGAUCAUGUAAUUCCAAUCGAAAGCGAACGUCGUAGUUGUUGUUGUUCAAUACCUGAAUCAUUACGUCGACGUUUACAAAAUUCUUUAGCACCAUGGAAAGAAUUUAUUGAAUAUCAAUCAAAUUGGAGUUGGGUUAUAUUAGUUGCAUCAUUUUUAACAUAUUCAAUAGGUGAAGCUUUAACAUCAGUUUUUCCAAUAUUAUUUGUUGCAUUACAAGAUGAAUUUCCUGAUCAAGGUUCAUCACGUGUUGCUUUAGUACAAUCAAUGAUGAAUGCUGUACCAUGUUUAGCUGGUCCAAUAGCAUCAAUAACAACAACAAGAUUUGGUUAUCGUAAAACAGCUAUGCUUGGAGGAUUUAUUGGUUCAUUAUCAUUAUUAGCAACAUCAUUUGCUCGUCGUCUUGAAUUACUUUAUAUAACAAUGGGUGUAUGUUAUGCAUUUGGAAAUUCUUUAGUACUUGUUGCAACUGUUGUUGCUGUAACUGAACAUUUUGAAGCAAAACCAUCAUUUGCAUCUGGUGUAACAAUAAGUGGUGGAGCAUUUGGUCAAUGUGUAUUUGCUAUUGUAUUACAAAAAUUAAUUGAUAAAUAUGAUUGGAAUGGUGCAAUGAUGCUUUUUUCUGGUAUUGUGUUAUCUAUUGUUGCAUUUGCUGCUCUAUUUCGAGAAGUUGAAUGGGAUGAAGAAGAUUAUGAUGAAGAAGAAGGUGAAGAUGAAGAAAUUGAAAAUGGAAAUGAAACAAUGUCAACAGCAUUAUCACCUUCUGAACAAUCAGAAAAUCCUGUUGAAACUACACAUUCUGCUAUAACAAAUCAAGAACAAGAAGAAAAAAUUAUAAAUCCAACAUCAAAUAUUCCUCUACCUGGACAUAGACCAUCAAUAACAGACGAUAUGUUUUUUUAUGAUCAUUUUACUAAACAAGAAUUAUUAGAUCAAUAUUCUAAAUCUGAAAUAUGUUUACCAUUAGCUGUUCGUGAACAUUUAGAAGAUGAAUAUCGUCAACAUCGAAUAGAACAAGAAGAAAGAAAUUUUGGUGAACCUAUAUUAUCUUCAUCAACAACACAACUUGAACAGACAGAUGAAAUUCAUCGUGCAACUGAAGUACCAACUAUUGGAGAACGAUCAAAUAGUUGCAAGGAUUUGCUUUUGACUGAAACAACUCCAUUAACAAGUGAUAAACCUAUUCGUUCAAUUGUACCAUCAACAACAACAACAACAAAUAAUUCUCGUAAAGCUCGUUCACAUAAUCGUCGUCAACAUCGUUCAUCAACAAAUACUCCUCAUGAUAAUAAACAAUUAAUAAUAUAUUAUCCGUUUCAUCGUCAACAUCACAAUAUACCAAUAGUAGCAGGUGGUAGUACACGUCCGCAUUCCUCACAUCACCAUCAUCAUCAUCAUCAUCAUCAUCAUUCUUUACAUUGUAAUCGAGGAAAUCUUUCACAAUUAGCAUUAUGUUCAAAAAAUAUAUAUAAUUAUGAAAGUGUAUUAAAUAUAUGUAAAUUACAAUCAUUACAUUUUUCAAUUGAUCGUAGUUUAAGUUUACCAAAUUUAUAUUCACCUAUAUUAGCUGGUAAAAAACGUCAUCGUUCAUUAACAGUAUCAAGAAAUAUAGAAGAUUAUUUAAAAGAAGAAGAAGAAGAAGAUGAAGAUGAAAUAGAAAAAAAGAGUUUUUUUGAACAAAUUUGUCAUGAUGUAGGUAAAUUAUUACGUGUUUUACGUAUAUUACCAUUUUUAUUACUGUGUAUAUGUGUUACAAUGAUAACAAUUUUUUAUGAUGCAACAUGGACAUUUCUUAUUGAUUAUAUGAAAAAAAAUGAUUUAUCAGCUGAAAAAGGUUCACAUUUAAUUUUUUCUGUUGGAAUAGUAGCCAUUUUUGGUGAAAUUGGUUAUGGAUAUAUGGGAGAUUCUAAAAGGAUUUCACCACUUCAUGUAUAUGCUUGUUCAUUGUGUCUGGCCGGUCUUUCUCAAUUACUCAUUCCACUUGUCAUUAAAUCUUAUUCAAUUUUAAUGCCACUUAUGGUUUUUACUAGUUUUUUACAAAGUGCACAAGAAGUAUUAAUGCCAAUAUUAUGUAUUAAAUUUGCUGGUACACAAAAUUUUACCAAUGCUUAUGGUAUGUUACUUCUUUGUCAAGGUAUUUCAUCAUUAAUCGGUCCACCAGCACUUGGUAAGAAAUAA
Messenger RNA from Rotaria sordida, 2481 nucleotides. NCBI's taxonomy places the organism in Eukaryota, Metazoa, Rotifera, Eurotatoria, Philodinida, Philodinidae. The record is from the annotation of a GenBank genome assembly.